Molecule: messenger RNA, 1436 nt
Organism: Paramuricea clavata
Lineage: Eukaryota; Metazoa; Cnidaria; Anthozoa; Malacalcyonacea; Plexauridae
Source: the annotation of a GenBank genome assembly
AUGGGAUCAAUAGCAACUAUUCAUGGAUUCCUUAGAACAUUUCACCCAGAAAUUGGAAAUCCAGAAGAUGGAGUAAAAUUUGGCCCAUCAACAAGCAAUAAGGUAAAGCAUAUUUAAAAAUACUGUACAUGUAGCCAAAAUAAUAUUAUAAUUCUAGGAAACAUGUAUGCAUUUACAAUAAUGUAUAACAUUACAUUCAUUUUAAUGCUCUCAACAGAUUGAGAGAUGGUGGCGUGAUUUACAUCACAGAUUUGAGAAGUAUUUCAAAAGGCAAUUGAAUAUGUUGUUAGAACAAGGCUUCUAUGAUCAACAUAAUCAAACUGACAGGUACAGUUGCAACACUUUCUCAAAUAUGGUACCCCACCCUAGUUCCACACGAAAUCAACUACAACACAACUUUGAGAAUUCAUACUGAUUACUGACGCUUGUAAUUGUCAGCAUGCAAUUCCUUCAGAUGUUUAAAUGCAAUACUGUAGCAAAAACAUGUGUCAAUAUGACAGCUGCCAUUAUCUCUCACUGGCAUAGUGGCAUUACUACCAGUAUAAAUAAUUAACGAUUAAAUCACUAAGUUGUAUAGUACUGUUGCACUACCCUGUAUGUACAUUUAAAACACUAAAAAAUAUUUUUCUCUUUUAUAAGGGACUUGUUGGCAUUCAUAUUUAUUCCAAUUAUUCAAAAGGAAAUAGAUGUUUUCUACAAAUGUACAUGGAACACCCACAGGAUAAGACAGCAAAAGGAUGCACAAAUGCCAAAGGGAAUUCCUGAUCAUGUUUUUAAUUUUCCUGAGAACUAUGGUCAUGAACAAUGUGGUAAGCCAAGGACAAAUACAGUGCUAAACCAUAUUUUUUACACCUACUGUAUGCAGUUCACAAUUAUGGUAAAGUUAAAUUGGUAAAUGGCUAAUUGACAUUUGAAAGUAUAUAAUGUGCACAUCUUGCUGUAAUGGAUCUAUGUAAUUGGCCAAGUAAUUGUAAUGGGAGAAUUCACUAGAUUGAAAGCUUUCUUAACAUUUUCAUACAAUUUAAAUAUUUUUCAAAUACGUAAAGACUUAAAAUUCAUGUGAAAAGGUUCUGUAAAUGCUUUUAAGGAUUUAAAUGGCCUAUACAAACCAGGUCUGUGGUUGACAUUUUGAUAACAUAUUUUUUAACAAAAUAGGUACUGAUAGGAAGAUUCUAAAAAUUCAAAGCUUCAGCAACAUGGACUAGCAAACAGUGACCUUAUAUUGGUACAUUACAGGUCUGCCCAUUACAGAUGAAGCACUUGACGAAGUUAGAGAACUAUCAGGAGUAAUGGAUGUAGGAGAAGACUUUCUUGACGCUGAUGUUCGUAGGGAGUGUGAACAAAUUAUCCCAGAAAUUGAUCAAGUUAAACCAGCUGAUGCAGCAGAUACAUAUUUGUUUCUGAAACAUAAUUAUGGACAAUCAGAGAAUAUGUGA